GUCAGCGGAGACGCUGACUGCGGACGGCGGGGAGGCCCGCAGCCAUGGCCGACACCGCUGCGCCGCCGCCGGCUGCCGCCCCAGUGCCGGGGCUCCCGGCUGCCCCCGGCAGCAACCCGCUGUCCCGAAAGCUCAACAAGAUCCUGGAGACUCGUCUGGAUAACGACAAGGAAAUGCUUGAAGCACUGAAGGCACUGUCGACCUUUUUUGUUGAAAACAGUUUGCGCACCCGAAGAAACUUGCGUGGAGACAUUGAACGAAGAAGUUUAGCCAUAAAUGAAGAAUUUGUCCACAUAUUCAAGCAAGUUAAAGAGGAGCUUGAGAGUAUAAAUGAAGAUGUGCAAGCGAUGAGCAGCUGCUGUGAAGAUAUGUCCAGUCGUUUGAAGGCAGCAAAGGAACAAACCCAGGACUUGAUAGUAAAAACUACAAAACUCCAGGCAGAAAAUCAGAGACUGGAAAUGAAAGCACAAGUUGCCGAUGCAUUCAUAGCAAAAUUCCAGCUGACACCAGAUGAAAUGAACCUCCUUCGAGGCACAAAAGAUGAGCCAAUUACAGAGGAUUUUUUCAAGGCUUUGGGAAGAGUAAAGCAAAUUCAUGAUGAUGUCAAGAUUCUCCUCCGGACAAAUCAGCAGAGAGCAGGCUUGGAAAUUAUGGAACAGAUGGCUUUACUGCAAGAAACGUCUUAUGAACGACUUUACAGAUGGACUCAAAAUGAAUGCAGGAGUUUGACACAAGAGUCAUGUGACAUUUCUCCAGUUCUUGCUCAAGCCAUGGAAGCCCUACAAGACAGACCUGUCCUCUAUAAGUACACUUUGGAUGAGUUUGGAACAGCUAGGAGGAGUGCUGUAGUCCGUGGCUUUAUAGAUGCUCUCACCAGAGGAGGUCUGGGAGGUACUCCCCGCCCGAUUGAAAUGCACUCCCACGAUCCUCUGAGGUAUGUAGGAGACAUGCUGGCCUGGUUGCAUCAAGCUACAGCUUCUGAAAAAGAACACCUAGAAGCUAUGUUAAAGCUUGUAACUAUUCAAGGUGUGGAAGAAAAUAUUCAAGAAGUAGUUGGGCACAUCACAGAAGAUGUCUGCAGGCCUCUGAAGGUUAGAAUUGAGCAGGUGAUUGUUGCUGAGCCAGGAGCAGUUCUACUGUACAAGAUUUCUAAUCUUCUAAAGUUCUACCACCAUACAAUCAGCGCUAUUGUAGGAAACAGUGCAGCCACAUUGUUGACAACAAUUGAAGAAAUGCAUUUAUUGAGCAAGAAGAUAUUCUUUAGUAGCCUGAGCCUUCAUGCAAGUAAACUAAUGGACAAGGUUGAACUCCCACCUCCUGAUCUUGGCCCAAGCUCUGCACUAAAUCAGACGCUUAACUUGCUGCGGGAGGUUCUGGCAUCUCACAACUCAUCUGUUGUUCCACUGGAUGCCCGUCAAGCUGACUUUGUGCAGGUUCUGUCGUGUGUGCUAGAUCCGUUGUUACAGAUGUGUACUAUGUCUGCAAGUAGUUUGGGCACGGCUGAUAUGGCAACCUUCAUGGUAAAUUCACUUUAUAUGAUGAAGACUACUUUAUCUCUCUUUGAAUUCACGGACAAACGUCUAGAAAUGUUACAGUUUCAGAUUGAAGCUCAUUUAGAUACACUCAUAAAUGAACAAGCUUCCUAUGUGUUAACAAGAGCUGGUCUGAGUUACAUAUAUAACUCUGUGCAGCAACACAAACCAGAACAGGGUCCUCUUUCACAUGUGCCAAGUAUGGAUUCUGUGUCUCUGAAGGUUGCAAUGGCUCAGUUUGAUCGCUAUCUUUCCGCUCCAGACAGUCUGAUAAUGUCCCAGCUGAAUUUCCUUCUGAGUGCCACUGUGAAAGAGCAGAUAAUAAAACAGUCAAUGGAGCUGGUCUGCAGAGCUUACAGUGAGUUAUAUGCAGCUGUGAUGGAUCCUUCAAAUGAAUAUAAGGAUCCAGAAACCAUACUACACAGAUCUCCUCAUCAAGUUCAGACGCUCCUUUCAUAGUCUUGCUUCCCCCAAGUUUAUCAGAGUCCAUAAUUCUGUAUUUGUUGAGUAUUUGCAUCAAGUUAUUUUUCUGUUUUGAAUUUUUAUGUGUAUGUAACAGUAUAGUUAAAAUAUGUAAGAAUGCGGAUUUGUUUAAUCAGCUUGUCAGAAGUCUAGUCUUUCCUGUGUCUUUGAAUACCUUCUAUUAGCCAUAAAAUAGAAUAUAGAUUAAAAAAUUAUUUUAAUGUAUUCCUUUAAUGGAAAUAGACCUUGACAGUAUGCAAUCUCUUUGAAAAAUGGAGUAAUGGAAACAAGCUUUUUCCCUGCUGGACACAAUCCUUUCAGCUAGUGUUGAACCAGUGUCUCUUAUGACCUCACUGAUAUUUUUAUUUGCUUUUUUCCUGUUCUUUCACUCUUUUUCUUAGCCUGUCUUCGGUGAACACUGAUAACUCUAGUUUUAAUACAACUGAUAUGUUUUGAAUGCCUCAAGUCCAUCACUUUUAUAGCUCAUAAAUAAUACCAGAAUAUUUGAUGUUGGUUUUCAAAUCCUGUUGAUUAAAUCUUUGGGGCAAAAUUUGUGUGCUCUUUUUUUAAUCCGUUGUUAUUGUUGCUAGUUCUGGUAUUUUCUGUAAGAAAAAGAAAUAUUUUAACUAUGUGCAUUGCACAUAACAUGGUACUUAAUGCUUUAAGUUAUUUGUAUAGUUUUGUUUGACUGGAUGGAUUUUGUUUGGUGCAGUCAUUCUAUAGGAAUCCUUACAUCAGUUGAAACUUGGGAGAUUGCAUAGGGCUGGAACUAAUAACAGUGGAGGCUUGGAAAGUGGUUUUCACAGCAGUAUGGCUACUCCUCCUUCACAUGUACACGGUUUUUGUUCUACUUUUUUUAAUGACAGAAAAAAUCCAUCUGCUGUAGUACAAGCAUUUAUUCAGUUAAUCAUCCACCAAGAGAUUUUCAUGGUUUAUGCAGUGGUGCUUCAAAACAUUAUAGUUAAGUUCACCUCUGGGAGCCACAGGUUGUCCUGGAAAGAGAGCCUGAGGGUGUAGUUGUUUGAGGCUGAUAUGUAGAAAGCCAUGAGUGAAGAUUUCAUUUCUUUCCUCCUUUGGUGCAAAUCUGGACUUGCUCUAUGUAGAAACCCUAAUUAUAUAGAGAGUUAUGAUUUAGGCGACCUUUGUUUCCAGUAGAAGAGGAAAAUAGAGAAGUAGGGCACUCAUUCUCUCUUAUGAUAAUUCUCUGCACAUUCCUUAAAUAUUCUUCUUUUGGGAAAGCCUUGUUAUUGAGAAACCUGAAGGAAUCAAAAUUUUGUAAAAGGGAUUUGUAGUGUUUUGUUGUUAGGUUUUCGUUUGUUUUUAUUUUUUAAGGGAUAAUUUAAGCUGUUUCCUUGGAAGCAUUUCACUUUUUUUUCCCUCUUUUUUGUAUGGGUGCCACAGCAUUAUUACAGUUGCCUGAGUUUACACUCAUAUUAGAUGUGGCUUACUUAUAUACAUCAAGGGGGAGAUGAGCAGUCGUUCAUAUUGAAUAACUUACAUAUAUUAUUUAUCAGUAAUAAUAUUCCCCAUAUAAAAUAUAUACGUAGUGGCAGCCAAGUCUGCAGUUUAAUGCACGCUUGCAAAAGAGCAAGAAAUAGAGAAGAGCAAUAGCAAUACAUUUUAGUCAAUUAGAAAACUCAUUGCACCAGAGGUAUCUGAUGUGCUCAGAAGUCAGCUACGUAGGUAAUACUGCAAUAAAGACAUUUCUCCUUUUCCAAAUGGGCAUAAUUUGUUUGUAUAAUAGAAAAAGAUUUGAAAAUGUAAGUAUCCCUGGAGUUCUUGGAUUGGGCAUAAAUUCUUCUGUAAGUGUGAAUGUUAGAUUGAUUCUGUUUUAAAAACUCCAGAAAAAAUUCUAGAAGCUUAGAAAAGCUCUAAUGGAAAAUUAUGCUCUUUUAGGCAAGGCACUUUAAAUUACUCAGAUUUUGCAUUACCAUAGUAUAUAUUCAGAAGGCUAUUCAUUGUUGUUUAAUAAUGUUAAUAUUGCUUAAUAUAGCUCUAAUUAUAUAAUAUGUGAAAAUUACAUCAGUUGUGAAAGAUUUAUAAAUUAGCUUGUUAUUAGAUUAAACUGUUCAUAAGAGUGAAUUUUCUCCUGAAAUUAGCCUCAACCUUAGUGUCCAGUAAUCAGUCAGUAGUUUGCAUGAGGAUUAGUAAGAAGUUGCUUCCUGUCUUCGAGUCUGUGUAGAGACUUUGCCGUGAUUUUAUCUUCUCUUACUGAAAAUUCAAAAGUGAUGAAAGUUGUAACCUCUAAAAAUCAAAGUUAAUCACUAAUUUUGGUCUCUGCAAUUAAAGUAAAUGACAAAGGGUCACAAAUGAGAAAGGACAUCAAUAAAGG
Molecule: messenger RNA, 4326 nt
Organism: Cuculus canorus (common cuckoo)
Lineage: Eukaryota; Metazoa; Chordata; Aves; Cuculiformes; Cuculidae
Gene: COG6
Product: component of oligomeric golgi complex 6
Exons: 19
Coding region: 45-1991 (648 amino acids)
Biological process (GO): intra-Golgi vesicle-mediated transport
Cellular component (GO): COG complex
Source: RefSeq, a predicted model, not a curated record